AUGUCUCCCAGACGAACCAACUACGCAGCGGUGCCAACAUUCAGCCGCCCGGGGCGCGAGGCCGUCGUGUACGAUCUCUCGGUCCCAGGCCAGGCCACAAUUACGCUGCCGGUGGGCUCGGCGUGGUCGUCGGGCCCGCACUGGCACGAGUCGCAUACCGAGUUUCUGCAGGUACUCAGUGGCGCAGCCGAGGUCACGCUGGCGGGUACAGUGCUGCCGGCGGUCACGGCACAGGACGGUGUCGUCACGGUGCCGAGGGGAGCGGUGCAUGAGUGGAGGCGGAGUAGUCAGCGCACGGCUGGGGACGAGGAGGAAUUGGUGGUUCGGGAGUGGACGGAUCCUCGGGAUGGAGACAAGGAGGUUUUCUUUCGGAAUUUAAAUGGCAUGAUUUUGGAUUUUGUCAAAAGCAGAAGAGAGAUUACUGGAGAGUCUGGCGGAGGAAAGAAGAAAGUGUCAUGGUUUGAGUUGUACGGCGGGGAGUGGAUGCUGGAGAAUGAGUUAAGGUGUCUCUUUUGGAAAUGUGAUAACUGGCCGGUCCUUCUACGUCAGGACUCUUGGUGGCCGGAUUGGGCGCAAUGGGUCGUGACGAAGACAGUUCUGGGCGCGAGUCUGGUUGUGGGAAAGUGUGUUGGGAGAGGAGGAGUGUAUAGCGAGUAUAGUCACUUGUCUGAGCAGAAAUAA
Messenger RNA from Pestalotiopsis fici W106-1, 681 nucleotides. RefSeq lists its product as uncharacterized. Lineage: Eukaryota; Fungi; Ascomycota; Sordariomycetes; Amphisphaeriales; Sporocadaceae. Bases 1 to 681 code for a protein of 226 amino acids. The record is from RefSeq and is a predicted model, not a curated record. The transcript has a single exon.